Molecule: messenger RNA, 1049 nt
Organism: Oxyura jamaicensis (ruddy duck)
Lineage: Eukaryota; Metazoa; Chordata; Aves; Anseriformes; Anatidae
Product: olfactory receptor 14J1-like
Exons: 1
Coding region: 16-930 (304 amino acids)
Biological process (GO): G protein-coupled receptor signaling pathway
Cellular component (GO): membrane
Molecular function (GO): G protein-coupled receptor activity; olfactory receptor activity
Source: RefSeq, a predicted model, not a curated record
UCCAAGAGGCAGCACAUGUCCAACAGCAGCUCCAUCACCGAGUUCCUCCUCCUGCCAUUCGCAGACACAAGGGAGCUGCAGCUCCUGCACUUCGCGCUCUUCCUGGGCAUCUACCUGGCUGCCCUCCUGGGCAACGGCCUCAUCCUCACAGCCAUAGUUUACGACCACCGCCUCCACACCCCCAUGUACUUCUUCCUGCUCAACCUUGCCCUCCUUGACCUGGGCUCCAUCUCCACCACUGUUCCCAAAGCCAUGGACAAUUCCCUCUGGGACACCAGGGCCAUUUCCUACGUGGGAUGUGCUGCUCAGGUCUUUUUCUUUUUCUUUUUAUUGUCAGCAGAGUAUUCAAUUCUAACUAUCAUGGCCUACGACCGCUAUGUUGCCAUCUGCAAGCCCCUGCAUUAUGGGAGCCUCCUGGACAGCAGAGCUUGUGCCCAGAUGGCAGCAGCUGCCUGGGGCAGUGGAUUUCUCUAUUCUCUGUUGCACACUGCCAAUACAUUUUCACUGCCUCUCUGCCAAGGCAAUGCUGUGGACCAGUUCUUCUGUGAAAUCCCCCAGAUCCUCAAGCUCUCCUGCUCUUACUCCUACCUGAGGGAAAUUGAGCUUCUCACAUUUAGUGUUCUUCUCUUUUUGGGGUGUUUUGGUUUCAUUCUUUUCUCGUAUGUGCAGAUCUUCAGGGCUGUGCUCAAGAUGCCCUCUGAGCAGGGACAGCGCAAGGCUUUUUCUACGUGCCUCCCUCACUUGGCUGUGGUCUUUCUGUUUCUCAGCACUGGCAUGUUUGCCUACCUCAAGCCCCCCUCAGUCUCUUCACCAUCUCUGAACCUGGUGAUGGCUGUCCUGUACUCGGUGAUGCCCCCAGCAGUGAACCCCCUCAUCUACAGCAUGAGGAACCAGGAGCUCAAGAAUGCCAUUAGGAAAGUGAUUUCAUAGAAAUUAUAUAAGGAUGUGCUUAGAAAAUUGGGCCUUUCUGCAGCUAUAAAGUUCUUUUCUUCUUCAUCGGAUGAAUUACAUUUUAUGUAAUAUUUGGAGAAGCUGUCUUACCUUCUGGA